Phlebotomus papatasi is the source of this 697-nucleotide messenger RNA. Its product is annotated as SREBP regulating gene protein. Bases 59 to 697 code for a protein of 212 amino acids. The record is from RefSeq and is a predicted model, not a curated record. Lineage: Eukaryota; Metazoa; Arthropoda; Insecta; Diptera; Psychodidae. Gene Ontology annotation, biological process: positive regulation of SREBP signaling pathway. The transcript is spliced from 3 exons.
UCAAUGGCUGCUGGAAAAGUGAAUAAUUUUUUUUGAUUGCUUUUUUUGUACCAAAAACAUGUGGUAUAUGGCCUUAUUACGGUUCAUCCGUCGCAGACUGGUUCUGGCCAUUAUAUUCCUCCUGUCCCUCCUCUAUUUUGUCGUAAAUCUCUUUGGUUUUUCCGGAACGCUGUCCAUUGAUUCUGAUGCUGAAUUUGAGGUUAAGAGGGAGCACCCAUUGAUCUGGAGAACCCUCCAGGAGCAACAGAAUACCAGCUACAACGAUCCGAGUGUGAAGUGCAGGAAUUCUGUUCAGGGGAGAUUUCUCAUUGUGGACGAUAGAGGAUUUGUUUGCUCGAGAUUUGAUCUCCUGCCCACGGGAUGCUGCAAUUUAGAGACUCCAUCGACUACGCAUUAUAGCUGUGACACUUGCACAGAGAGUGGUUGCUGCUCAAUCUACGAAUACUGCGUGUCUUGCUGCCUCCAUCCGGAUAAGAAGGAGCUGCUGGAGCGUGUGAUGGAAAAGGCCACGGGGCGUCAGAAGGCCGUCUUUGCUUCUGUCCAGGACAACUUCGAGCUGUGCUUGGCCAAGUGUCGAACAGAUUCCCAUUCAGUGCAGCACGAGAAUAAGUAUCGUGAUCCAAAGGCCAAGCACUGCUACGGGGAGACGACAGCUCAUGAAUCUCAACGAGAUAUCAGUGGAAAUAAUGUGCUUUAG